CAGGCUACAGAGGCAGAAGAAGCGGAGAGAAGGACGGACGGACGGAGGAGUAGUUUCCAUCGGACACGGAGCCCAGCAGGAGCCACGCCCCGCCGGGAUCAGGGCGCACCGUGACCCUCAAAGUGCCCAAACUCUCAUGAGGGCAGCUGCACUUCGGUUACAGGUGAAGAGAUGAAGUUCGGAAAGAGCAUCUGCGUACUUAACGUCGGGGGAACCCGGUACGCCUUCACCCGGGAGGUGAUCCGGGAUUUCCCUCUCCGGCGCGUCAGCCGCCUGCAUGCCUGCGCAACCGAGAAAGAAGUGCUGGAACUGUGCGACGACUACGACCGGGACCGAAACGAGUUCUUCUUCGACCGCCACGCGCAAGCUUUCGUGUUCAUCAUGCUGUACGUGCGCUCCGGUAAACUCCGCUUCGUGCCCGGCGUGUGCGAGCUCUCCUUCUACACGGAGAUGCUCUACUGGGGGCUGGAGAGCGCGCACCUGGACUCCUGCUGCCAGAAGCGCCUGGACGACAGGAUGUCCGAAAUCGGACUGGAUAGUCUGUCGGAAGUGGACAUCGGACUGUCGGAGAAGGAGUCGCCGAGUCCCGAGGAACCGGUGCAACAGACCGCGCUCACCGGCCGCGCGAGGUGGCUGGAGAGGAUGCGUAAGACCUUCGAGGAGCCCAGCUCGUCUCUGGCGGCGCAGCUUCUAGCCUCUGUGUCCGUGAUCUUCGUGAUCGUGUCGAUGAUUAUGCUGUGUGCGAGCACCCUGCCGGACUGGGAUACUGCCAAGAGAACUACUGUGGAGGAGCACAGGAUCGUGGAAGCUGUUUGCAUCGGCUGGUUUACAGCAGAAUGCAUUGUGCGUUUUCUGGUGGCCAGAGACAAGUGGGACUUCCUUCGCCGGCCACUGAAUAUUAUUGAUGUGAUCGCCAUCACCCCUUACUAUGUCACCAUGGCGAUGGCCCGUGCCGGGAUGCCAGGUGCGGGUCUCGGGGUUGCUGGAGUGAUAUUGCGAGUGCUGCGGAUGAUGCGCGUGUUCUGGCUCAUGAAGCUGGCCAGACAUUUCCUGGGACUGCAGACACUGGGGCUAACGCUCAAACGCUGUUACCGGGAGAUGGUCAUGCUGAUGGUGUUUGUUUGUGUCGCUAUGGCAAUAUACAGUGCUCUCGCCCAGCUGCUGGAGCACGGGUUGGACUUGGGUACGCAGAACCAUGAUUACGCCAGCAUUCCAGCUGCGGCCUGGUGGGUCAUCAUCUCCAUGACGACGGUGGGGUAUGGAGAUGUGUAUCCUGUGACAGUAGGGGGACGCGUGCUGGGCGGGAUGUGUGUCGUGAGCGGCAUCGUUCUUCUGGCGCUACCCAUCACAUUCAUCUACCACAGUUUUGUACAGUGUUACCAUGAACUCAAACUGCGUUCUGCCAGAUAUGCACGCAACCUGUCCGCUGAACUACUGCAAUGAAAAGACAAUUACGCAAAACACACCGUGGACCAACACGUGGACAAACUGAUUUCCUUUUGCCCUUUUCUGAUUUCUACUCCACC
Thalassophryne amazonica is the source of this 1526-nucleotide messenger RNA. RefSeq names its product potassium voltage-gated channel, subfamily G, member 3 (gene kcng3). Gene Ontology annotation, biological process: potassium ion transmembrane transport; protein homooligomerization. Gene Ontology annotation, molecular function: protein binding; delayed rectifier potassium channel activity. NCBI's taxonomy places the organism in Eukaryota, Metazoa, Chordata, Actinopteri, Batrachoidiformes, Batrachoididae. The transcript is spliced from 2 exons. Gene Ontology annotation, cellular component: voltage-gated potassium channel complex; membrane. The record is from RefSeq and is a predicted model, not a curated record. Bases 172 to 1443 code for a protein of 423 amino acids.